Messenger RNA from Brassica rapa (field mustard), 3044 nucleotides. RefSeq names its product GLABRA2 expression modulator-like. The record is from RefSeq and is a predicted model, not a curated record. NCBI's taxonomy places the organism in Eukaryota, Viridiplantae, Streptophyta, Magnoliopsida, Brassicales, Brassicaceae.
AACUUAUUAUGUUUUAAAAAUGAAUAGACACACACAUAUAUAUAUAUAUAUAUAUAUAUUAUAAUAUAUAUCAAUUUAUAAUUGAAAACAAAAUAUUUAUUUAAAAAUUAAUAAAAACAAAAACCCGCACGAGAUCUAGUUUUACUUAAAUUACAAAAAAUUUUGACCUUAUAUGCAUUGUAUCUUCGUAAGAAAUGUAUAAUUUGAAUCUUUAUUUCCUGACAACCUUAUCAUACUUUCUAAUUAACCAAAGUAUUAUUACAAUUAAUUUAAUUCAUAGAACUAGUUUGAACAAGGCCUUGGUAGGCCAAAGGCCUCUCUUUGUAGCUUUUGGUGGACGGUGGCCUUAACAAUUUUUGUUUUUUGUCAAGCCCAAAAUGUUUUUUUUUUAAUCUCUUUAACCUGCACACAACUUGUUUAAGAUUUUAGUCUUAGAGGGAAAUUGACUAAAAAAAAAAUGCAGUUGAAUAAGCAACGUAUGAAACCAAUGGAUUGGCCGACAACGCCUGAUAUAUGCGGAUAAUCAAUUAAAAAGGUACAUUUAGAGGGAAAACCGAUCUGCCUCAAGAUGUCUAUUGUCUACAUGCACUAAUCUCACUCACUGGUACAACUCUAGUGUACAUGAAGUAUAAUUCUUAAACGUGUUAAGGUUCCGUUUAUUGCUUAAAAUUUUGGUUGCUACAUUAAUAUUUUGGACUGUUAAAUACCCUGACUUGACAUAGCACCAUACUUUUUUUUUUAAUUAUACAUUUGUUCCAAACCUACAAGGCUAGAAGUAAACUUAAUACUAAUCAUAACUUACCAAUAGGCUACGGUGGAAGCACCGUAGCCUAUUGGUUAAGGCUUAAAGGUUUCUACACCCAGGUCUGGGGUUCGAAUCUCAGACUAUGCAAUUUAUUGCAGAUUACAGGAAAUCCAGGUUUCAAGUCCCGGAGAAAGCGGUUUAUUAAACAAUUAUGCAGACUCCAGAGGAAAAGGCUUGCAAGAGAUCUUCAACAUGGUGCAAGUAAAUCUGGCCAGGCGUGGAUCUUCAUAGGACGGCUCAGGUGAUGCAGUUAGGCAUAGGUCUUCAUAAGGCAGGUAGUAUUGUCGGUUGUCGAAUCGUCUAUGUAAUCUUUCCUAUAUCAUAAUUGUAAGAUCGUAAUAAAUCAGCGUUAAAAUAAAAAAAUCAUAACUUACCAUUUUUACCAAAAUGUAAAGCAUUUGGAUUCAGAAAUGAACAUGGCGCGCCUUACUUCAAGUCAUGGACUCAUGAUUAAAGUUAUAGAUAUUUCUAAUUAUCUAUCAGAAAGUGCACUGCUUACAGAGCUAACAAACACAUGAAUGGUUGAAGAAGGUUUUUUGUUUUGAUACUUAAGCCAUCUUUUUCUUACUUAAACCAUAUUUACAUUUCAAGAAACAAUCUCCAGACAAUCUCUUUCAAACAUUUAAAUUCCUCUCUUUCUGAAUAACAAUAUUGCAUUACAUUUUAGUUAUGUUACAAAAUGAUCAAUGUACCAUCGUAAUUAUGGUCACAUGUAACGUAGAGAGAGAGAGAAAAAAACGUAGAGAGACAUGACAAUCUACCACCGGUUAAACCCGGUCUAAAAAUCUCGCAUCGCCGCUUAAAAAUGCCAAUCACUUGUUACGGUUCGUCACCUGUCUUCCCGGUAAUCCCGUCCUCUCUAUUUAACAUUCCAAAAGCUCUCCCAAAUUAAAUAUAAAUAAUUAAUUUAUUCAUUUUCUCACCAAUCCUUGCACAAAAAUUCAAACUCCGUCCCAACGACCCACACACCGAUUAUUACCUUACGCGCCACGAUCCGUCCGCGAGAAAACCUUCUCUAAACGAUGGAGCCGCCGCCGCCGCCGCCUAAGUCAGAUAUCGAAGUGAAGAUUGCGCAGAAUCCAAACCCGUCGCCGAUCGUCGAUCCGAAAGCUACGGAUCAAGGACCGAAGAAGGGAGGCGACAACGCGAGCAUCGAGAUUGAAAUCGAGACGAAAGGGAGCGAUCCAACAACGGUGCAACCGCCUGUUCGAACUGGAUCGAAGAAAAACGUCCAUUGGAGCCCCGAAUUGGUUUCCGGGUCUCAGGAACCGGAUCAUUCGUCUUACCCGGCCGGAUCUAACCCGUACAUUGCUCGUUCUCCACCAGAGACAACCGAUGCUUCAUUAAAAGAUACGAUGGAGUCUGUGAAAGGAGCGCUAGGGAGAUGGGGAAGGAAAGUUGCUGAAGCUGCAAAGAAGACGGAGAGCCUCGCGGGGAACACGUGGCAGCAUCUGAGAACUGCUCCGAGUUUUGCGGAUGCUGCUAUGGGGAGAAUCGCGCAGAGUACUAAGGUUCUUGCAGAAGGAGGGUACGAGAAGAUUUUCCGACAAACCUUUGAGACCGAUCCAGAAGAAGAGCUGUUGAACUCUUUUGCAUGUUACUUGUCCACCUCGGCUGGCCCUGUUAUGGGAGUUCUUUACGUAUCCAAUGCUAACCUUGCUUACUCUAGUGACAACCCUCUUUCUUACAAAAAUGAGGGUCAAACCCAGUGGAGCUAUUACAAGGUGGUUAUACCAUUACAUCAACUUAAAGCAGUGAAUCCAUCAGCAAGCAUAGUGAAUCCUGCAGAGAAGUACAUACAGGUGAUUUCAGUAGACAAUCAUGAGUUCUGGUUCAUGGGUUUCUUGAACUAUGAAGGCGCUGUCACCUCUCUGCAAGAAUCUUUGCAAGACAGUGGUUUACGGUCAGUGUGAGUGAUUGAUACACACACACACUUGGUGGAUUCUUUGAUGACCAUUUUAAGCCUAUUGAUGAUUGAGAUACUUUCUCUUCUUUUUUCUUUUUUUUUUUUGCUUAGUUAUAUGAUUACAGAAAACUCGAUUAACAUUAUUUGCAUAAAUAUAUAAUCUCUUAAAUUCUUUUUGCUAUAUCAUGUCUGUCUUUUGUGCCAUAUCUUUCCAUUAGGUGUGUUGUUGAUUGUUGUAUAACGGCGUUGAGAAAGACCAUGACGUGUGUGUGUGUGUGUGUGUGUGUGUGUGUGAUGCAACUUAUUAUAAUAGUCAAAAUGUAAGACUCCUAA